GUCAGCAAAUCAGCCCCUGUGACAAGCCAGGCCUUUGGGCCCAGAAAAGGCAGGAGAUAUGGGGCUAGAAGAGUUUGGGCCCUGCUCAGGGGCAGCUUGUGCCCAUUUUCUGUCUGCUGUUCUUCCUGUUGGUGGAUGACUUUCUCCAUUCCUCAAACCCUUCAUCCAAGAGCCCUUCAGGACCACCCCAAGGAGCUGAGCAUGACACGGGACGAGGCGCAGCUGGACUCACAUUCCACAGAGGGUUUCUAUGAGAACUAUGAGCCCAAGGAGAUCCUGGGCAGGGGAGUUAGCAGUGUCGUCAGGCGCUGUAUCCACAAGCCCACGCGCAAGGAGUAUGCUGUGAAGAUCAUUGACGUCACCGGCGGGGGCAGCUUCAGCCCCAAGGAGGUGCGGGAGCUGCGAGAGGCCACGCUGAAGGAGGUGGACAUCCUGCGCAAGGUGUCAGGGUACCCCAACAUCGUACAGCUGAAGGACAAUUAUGAGACCAACACUUUCUUCUUCUUGGUGUUUGAUCUGAUGAAGAAAGGGGAGCUCUUUGAUUACCUCACUGAGAAGGUCACCCUGAGUGAGAAGGAAACCAGGAAGAUUAUGAGAGCCCUGCUGGAGGUGAUCUGCACCUUGCACAAACUCGACAUCGUCCAUCGGGACCUGAAGCCCGAGAACAUCCUCUUGGACGAUGACAUGAACAUCAAGCUCACAGACUUUGGCUUUUCCUGCCAGCUGAAGCCCGGAGAGAAGCUACGAGAGAUCUGUGGGACCCCCAGCUACCUGGCCCCCGAGAUCAUUGAGUGCUCCAUGAACAGUGACCACCCGGGCUACGGGAAGGAGGUGGACAUGUGGAGCACAGGGGUCAUCAUGUACACCCUGCUGGCUGGCUCCCCGCCCUUCUGGCACCGGAAGCAGAUGCUGAUGCUGAGGAUGAUCAUGAGCGGCAACUACCAGUUUGGCUCACCCGAGUGGGAUGAUUACUCGGACACCGUGAAAGACCUGGUUUCCCGCUUCUUGGUGGUGAACCCCCAGGGCCGCCUGACGGCAGAAGAGGCCUUAGCGCAUCCCUUCUUCCAGCAGUAUGACGUGGAGGAAGUGCGGCACUUCAGCCCCCGGGGCAAGUUCAAGGUGAUCGCUCUGACAGUGCUGGCUUCAGUGCGGAUCUACUACCAGUACCACCGGGUGAAGCCUGUGACCCGGGAGAUCAUCAUGCGUGACCCCUACUCCCUUCGGCCUCUGCGCCGGCUCAUCGAUGCCUAUGCUUUCCGAAUCUACGGCCACUGGGUGAAGAAGGGCCAGGAGCAGAACCGGGCUGCGCUCUUUGAGAACACACCCAAGGCUGUGCUGCUCUCCCCGGCUGAGGAGGACUACUGAGGGCCUGCUGCGACCUGGGGGGCCCAAGGACUGUGGAGGGCGUGGUCUGGAAAGAAGCCUGGUCAGAGGGCAGUCCCGGGGACAUGGAGUGGCCUUGGGGCUGGGUGGAGGAAGUGACGGUGGUCCUGAGAGACUGAGCUGGAAGGCAGGAGAGCCAUGACUAGCUCCUGUGACUGUUGGUGGUUAGGAAUAACUCAGCCGGAAAAAACCUGUUGGCAGUUAGUGAGAGUAUCACAGCGCCAGUCAGUUCUCCAUACUUUUCAAAGAAGUUUCAAGUGAAUUCUCUCGCUUGCUAUUUCCCAACUGCUAUGGAAGGCAAGAUGUGUUCACCAUUUUAGAGACCCAGAAGCAGAUGCUAGAAAGAGUUAAAUGUCUUGCCCAAGGCCAACUACUGUUCCAACAGCACAACAGAAUCAAUGUCAAACCCAGUUUCCUGGUUCUAGGCCAGUACUUUUCUACCACUUUGUCCUAAAAAAGAGAGAAUUCAGGGGCCUUUGUGGGUCAAACACCUGCAAAUCUGAUAUCCUGAGUGGCCUCUACAGUCCUUAUGGAGCCAAAGAGUAGGAGGAGUUGCAGGGAGAUCAACCAAAAUAAAUCUACUGGCAAACGAAGCAGAAAGUCCUAGCAGGGGACCAGCAGCCUAGGAUGCUUCCAUCCAGGUGCCACCACUAACCACCUGUCUGAAAUGAGCAGGUCCCAGGACCCUCCUGGGCCCAUUUUUAACUUGACUGUAAAUCAAAAUGGUUGUAGAAAUGAUUUUCCAUGUGCCCGCCUGUUUGAAGAGUCAAUAUUUCCAUGACCCAUGGCCUUGACCUAUUGAUGUGGCCAUUCUACUUCCCUCCCUCCGCACACCUAUUUAUGAGGACAAGAAGAGAAGCCCAUGUAAUUGAGAUGCUGGACACAGAGUCUCCCUGGGUGUGCGAGCUGAGAAGAAAGGCACAAGCUGUCCUGGACUGGUUUCCUUUUCCUGGCAAGCGCUACCUGCUUCCUUUUCAGUACCCACAUCUCCUGGUGCAAGUAGAGAUGCAGAAGGAGUGCCAACACCAGUUGUGGUGCCACCUGUGCUCUGUGAGGUCACCUCCAGCCCCUCAGCCCUCAGCUACCAAGCUCCUCACCUGGUGGUGACCCGGGCCCGGUGAUUGGCAGAGCCAUCGGAUGUGUCGAUCCAGGAUGCCCCCCGGAGGACACGCAUAUCCUGGUUUGCACCCUGGUAUGGUGAAGCUGUCCACUCCCACACGUUGCCCACGAGGUCAUAGAGCCCUGCAGCACAACAGGGGGUCAGUUCCCCGCUGGGAAGCAUCAUGCCUGCCUGUGAGCCAUCAAAGCCCUGGGAGCAAAUGCUGCCCCAGGUGCUUCUCUCUGCCUCAUCCAUCAGGCAGAAUGCUCCCACCAGCCACGUGUGAGUGGUGAUGGCGACCUGAUAAGAAAUCUUACCAUAGUUAUUCUGUGGGGGGAACGCGUUCACUGGGGAGACCCCAUGGAAGCCGUCCUCAGCCUUGUCACCCUUGGGGAACUUUCCCUGAGAAGAGAUUUAGGAUAAAAGAUUUGCCAUCCUGUCCCAUGGCAGGUGUUCCUGCCUGCCCACAAGGAAACCAAGGUCAUCUGGAAUAGGGGGAAGGGCACGUGGCAGUGACCCGAGGUUUCCAACCUGAGCUCCCAAACCAGCUGCCUCAGGUCCUCCACCAGGACCUCCAGCUGGAUCAGAAAGGGUGUGGUUUCCCUGUGCUCGCUGUGGUCCGUGUCAAGCCCAUCCCACUCCCACUGUCUCCAUUCUGAGACUUCGUCUCCUCGGCCUCGAACCCCAUGCUCGGAGCCUUGGGAAGAAAGGCUCUUCCUCUCCUUCCCCAUGCCCUGCACCCUCCACCUUCUCAGGAACCACCUCUUUCUCUUCUACCACCAACAGGUUUAACUCUGCCUCAUCUGCCCUGACUCUACCUUUCUCAUCUCUCGCUCUUUACCACCAAAACUCUUCAAAAAGUAACCUAUAUUUGCGAAUGCAAUUCAUUUAACUUGUUCACGCCUCUCAUUAAAAUUGGGUUCAGCUGCCA
This is a messenger RNA of Myotis daubentonii (Daubenton's bat), 3413 nucleotides long. RefSeq names its product phosphorylase kinase catalytic subunit gamma 1 (gene PHKG1). Gene Ontology annotation, molecular function: calmodulin binding; ATP binding; phosphorylase kinase activity. The record is from RefSeq and is a predicted model, not a curated record. Gene Ontology annotation, biological process: glycogen metabolic process; protein phosphorylation. Gene Ontology annotation, cellular component: phosphorylase kinase complex. NCBI's taxonomy places the organism in Eukaryota, Metazoa, Chordata, Mammalia, Chiroptera, Vespertilionidae.